This is a messenger RNA of Culex quinquefasciatus (southern house mosquito), 1350 nucleotides long. Its product is annotated as serine--pyruvate aminotransferase, mitochondrial. Gene Ontology annotation, cellular component: peroxisome. Lineage: Eukaryota; Metazoa; Arthropoda; Insecta; Diptera; Culicidae. The transcript is spliced from 3 exons. The record is from RefSeq and is a predicted model, not a curated record. Gene Ontology annotation, molecular function: L-alanine:glyoxylate transaminase activity; L-serine:pyruvate transaminase activity. Bases 123 to 1304 code for a protein of 393 amino acids.
AGCCCACGUACGCAAGCUUAAAAACCGGUCCGUUCACCGCUCGUCCGCUCAUUCAGUCUCAACUCUGCCUUCCACAAUCAUUCAACAAGUGAAAGUUCUCGCGCCAAAGCAAACUACGUCGAAUGGAGUACAAAGUGACCUCUCCGGCGGUUCUCCGCGAACCCCUGGUCGUUCCGGACAAGCUGCUGAUGGGACCGGGUCCGUCAAACGCUCCCCAGCGAGUUCUGGACGCCAUGUCAAAGCCCAUUCUGGGCCAUCUGCACCCGGAGACGCUCAAGAUCAUGGACGACAUCAAGGAGGGCGUUCGGUACCUGUUCCAGACGACGAACGCAGCUACCUUCUGUUUGAGCGCGUCCGGCCACGGCGGUAUGGAGGCCACCCUGUGCAACCUGCUCGAGGAUGGUGACGUGGUUCUGAUUGGUCACACCGGACACUGGGGAGACCGAUCGGCGGAUAUGGCUACGCGGUACGGGGCCGAUGUGAGGACGGUCAAAUCGAAGGUCGGCCAGUCGCUCUCGUUAGACGACAUUCGCACGGCAUUGGUGCAGCACAAACCGUCGGUACUAUUCCUGACCCAGGGAGAUUCUUCGACGGGAGUCCUCCAGGGGCUGGAGGGCGUUGGAGCGCUAUGCCACGCCAACAACUGCUUGCUUAUUGUGGAUACGGUCGCGUCGCUGGGCGGAACCCCCUUCUUCAUGGACCGCUGGGAAGUGGACGCCGUUUACACCGGUUCGCAGAAAGUGCUCGGAGCACCGCCGGGCAUUACGCCAAUGUCGUUCAGCCAUCGAGCCGUGGAACGCUUCAAAAGCCGUAACACGAAGGUCAAGGUGUACUACUGGGACAUGGCGCUGGUCGGCGAUUACUGGGGAUGCUUCGGACGACCACGCAUCUAUCACCACACCAUUUCGGCCACCCUACUGUACGGCCUGCGCGAAGCCAUCGCUCUAGCUUGUGAGGAAAGCUUGCCGACGUUGAUCGCCCGCCACCAGGACUGUGCACAGCGGUUGUACCGUGGACUGGAAGCGGCUGGCUUCGAGUUGUAUGCCAAUUCGAAGGACCGGCUGGCUACCGUAACCACCAUCAAGGUACCCCAGGGGGUCGAUUGGCUCAAGGUGGCGCAGUACGCGAUGAAGACUUAUAUGGUGGAGAUCAGUGGAGGUUUGGGACCUACCGCUGGGCAGGUAUUCCGGAUUGGCUUGAUGGGACAGAAUGCUACAACCGAGAGGGUCGAUCGCGUACUGCAGGUGUUCACGGAGGCCGUCAAGUCAUUGCAACCAAACGUGCAGAUUAAGGGCAAGAUUUAGGCUAGUUUUAAGAGUACUUGUAGUGAAUAAAGAUGACUUACCCCAC